Molecule: messenger RNA, 498 nt
Organism: Vicia faba (fava bean)
Lineage: Eukaryota; Viridiplantae; Streptophyta; Magnoliopsida; Fabales; Fabaceae
Source: the annotation of a GenBank genome assembly
AUGAUACGGGCUAUGCUUCGAGAUGUUUUUGGCGACGAUAGAGGGCAGGUCACAAAAGAAUAUAAAGACUUCAGCUUCAAACUUGCAAUGCAUUUCACAUCUAAAGGUGGAAAGAAAGGUUGCAUUUUCUCUCCAAAACACUUGAAUAAUGGAGCUUGGAGCAUGAAAAUAUUGUCUGAGAGUACUCGAAUGCCGAAGUAUGACCUCAACACACUUAAGUCUUUAGAUGCUGAGGUUCCACUUGAUCUCAACCUGCUACUCAACCUGAAUGCUCAACUUCAAAUGCAUAACCUGAUGCUAGGCCUAGACGCACAACAUCAACUGUGCAACCUGAAUGCUCAACAUCAACCACACAACAUGAUGCUCAUCCUGGAUGCUCAACAUCAACCGCGCAACCUGAUGCUUAGCCUGAGUGCUCAACUUCAACUGUUCAAUCCGGAGGUUCAACAUGAGUUGCGCAACCUGAAGCUCAACCUAGACACUCAAGUUCAACUAUGA